GAGGCAACCUGAGAUUUUGCCGGCACCAGGCGGCGGGACCCCAGCGCAGAGACGAGGCCGGGGCGGGCAGACCCAGGGCAAAGAAGCACAGGAUUCCGAGGCUCCAGUCUGCCCAUGAGUAAAAGCAAAUGCCCAGUGGUACUGAUGUCUUCAGUGGUGGCCCCAGCUAAGGAGCCCAAUGCCAUGGGCCCAAAGGCAGUGGAACUUGUCCUGGUCAAGGAGCAAAAUGGGGUGCAGCUCACAAACUCUACCCUCAUCAACCCCACGCAAACCCCUGUGGAGACACAAGAGCGAGAGACCUGGGGCAAGAAAAUCGACUUCCUCCUGUCCGUGAUCGGCUUUGCGGUGGACCUGGCCAACGUCUGGCGAUUUCCUUACCUGUGCUACAAAAAUGGCGGGGGCGCCUUCCUGGUCCCCUACCUGCUCUUCAUGCUCAUUGCUGGAAUGCCACUUUUCUACAUGGAGCUGGCCCUGGGGCAGUUCAACAGGGAAGGGGCUGCCGGCGUCUGGAAGAUCUGCCCCAUCCUGAAAGGCGUGGGCUUCACGGUCAUCCUCAUCUCGCUCUACGUGGGUUUCUUCUACAACGUCAUCAUUGCCUGGGCGCUGCACUACCUCUUCUCGUCCUUCACCGUGGAGCUGCCGUGGGUCCACUGCAACAACACGUGGAACAGCCCCAACUGCUCAGAGGCGCGCUCCAGCAACUCCAGCUCCAGCUCUGACCACACCUUCCGCACCACGCCUGCCACUGAGUACUUCGAGCGUGGUGUGCUACACCUCCACGAGAGCCGUGGCAUCGAUGACUUGGGUCCCCCCCGGUGGCAGCUCACAUCCUGCCUGGUGCUGGUCAUCAUCCUGCUCUACUUUAGCUUGUGGAAGGGAGUGAAGACUUCUGGGAAGGUGAGGCUGCUAACCUUGCCAGCUGGGGAGUGA
Molecule: messenger RNA, 930 nt
Organism: Leptonychotes weddellii (Weddell seal)
Lineage: Eukaryota; Metazoa; Chordata; Mammalia; Carnivora; Phocidae
Source: RefSeq, a predicted model, not a curated record